This is a messenger RNA of Hibiscus syriacus, 612 nucleotides long. RefSeq names its product protein yippee-like At4g27740. Bases 167 to 481 code for a protein of 104 amino acids. The record is from RefSeq and is a predicted model, not a curated record. The transcript is spliced from 2 exons. Lineage: Eukaryota; Viridiplantae; Streptophyta; Magnoliopsida; Malvales; Malvaceae.
AAUAGCGAGCCAUUCAUGUCUUCCCUUGUUCUAUUUUUUUAAAAAACAGUUGACUCGUAGCCCUACCCUUUGUUCUAUUUAAGCAUCCCCAGACCCAACAUGUAUGUUCGCAGAAACUGUUGUUCUGGGUUUUUAUUUUAUAGCUAGCUAGCAUCAGCGGACAUCAAUGGAGUCCGGUGGUAAUCCCUUGUACAGAUGCAGCAACUGCCGAAAUCCCCUCGCUCUUGUCGAGGAUCUUCUCUCGAAGAACUUCAUAGCAAAAUCAGGGAAAGCUUAUAUGUUCCGACAUGCGAUGAACGUGGUGUUGGGUCCGAAAUACGACACGCAGAUGAUAACCGGUCGAUACACCGUUGCCGAUGUAUUUUGCAGCAAGUGCAAUGAAAGACUGGGCUGGAAAUAUGUUCAGUCUUAUGAUAUGAAAAACAGGUACAAAGAAGGCACUUUUAUCCUCGAAGAACUUAAGAUGUUCCAACAGUACUAAAAAUACGUGGACUCUGGUUAUAUUUAAGGUCAAAUAAGUGGGCUUCAAAUUUAAAAUUCGAAUAUGUGGUUAUAAUUCUAUGUUUAAAUUUAACUUUGUGUUUACUUUGUAUCAUAUUAAGAUCCUUUAUA